AUAGAGACAAUAAGCCUCGGACUAUAUGCAAACGCGUCACAAAGGGCUGAAGAGCAAUGCGUGUGGGUGAUUGAACUGACGCAAAAAGCCGGAAGCGAGCUGAUCUAAAUUGCAAUUACAUGCAAAAGUAGACGCUGUGCUAAAUUCUAUUUAUAUAUACAUAUGUGACGCAAUAGUUGAUCUCUUGCCGUUUUCGUGCAUUCCAAAAUGGUCGAGGACAAGGAGAAUGUAGCCGUUGUGGGUCAGGAGCAAGUCUCCAAAAAGGCAGCGAAGAAACAAGCAAAGGCAGCAAAAAAAGCUGAGCAGAAGGCAGAGACUGCAACCACUGUUGCUGCUGAUGGUUCGGCCGGCGAUAAUGCAGUUGAUACCGCUGUGGGUUUAUAUGGUGUCUCUGAGCUGAUACAGUCUAAGGACAAGCGGACGGAACGCAACUUUGUAGAUGUGCACGAACUGAGUAAUCAUGUAGGCAAGGGCUUGGUCUGGGUGCGGGGACGUGUGCAUACUUCUCGUGCCAAGGGCAAACAGUGUUUCCUCGUUUUACGUCAGCAGAGCAGCACGGUGCAGUGCAUCCUGGCAGUUGGUGAUGUCGUUUCCAAGCAGAUGGUCAAAUUUGCCGGCAACAUACCAAGGGAGAGCAUUAUUGAUAUUCAGGCAAAACCAGUGUCGGUGCCAAACAAGAUUGAAUCAUGUACCGAGCAAUUAUUGGAGCUGUGCAUCGAACAGAUUUUUGUCAUCUCGCAGGCAAAGGCUCAGCUGCCACUACAGAUUGAAGAUGCAGCACGCCCUGAAAAUCCAGAUGAUGUUGAGAGUCUCAACAUUCGCGUGAAUCAGGAUACGAGGCUGGAUAACCGUGUGCUCGAUCUGAGAACGCCAGCAAAUCAGGCAAUAUUUCGCCUUGAAGCUGGUGUAUGUCGUCUGUUUCGCGAUAUUCUUACCGAAAAAGGAUUCACUGAAAUUCAUACGCCCAAGAUUAUAUCCGCAGCUAGUGAGGGUGGUGCCAAUGUCUUUACUGUAAGCUACUUUAAGGAUUCAGCAUAUCUGGCUCAAUCACCACAACUCUACAAGCAAAUGGCUAUCGCAGCUGAUUUUGAUAAGGUGUUUACAGUGGGCGCUGUUUUCCGCGCUGAGGACUCAAACACACAUAGGCAUUUGACCGAAUUUGUGGGGCUUGAUUUGGAGAUGGCAUUCAAGUAUCACUAUCAUGAAGUGUUACACACCAUUGGCAACACCUUCACCGCUAUCUUCAAGGGGUUGCGCGACAAGUAUAGCCGGGAAAUCGAAGCUGUUGGACAGCAAUAUAGAGUGGAGCCUUUCAAGUUCUUGGAACCACCGCUUAUAUUGCAGUUUUCAGAAGGCGUCGCUAUGCUGCGCGAAGCUGGUGUGGAGACCGGCGACGAGGAGGAUUUGUCAACACCCAAUGAGAAGCUGCUCGGCCGUUUGGUAAAAGCCAAAUACGACACCGAUUUUUACAUAUUGGAUAAGUUCCCAUUGGCGAUACGUCCCUUUUAUACAAUGCCUGAUCCCAAUAAUCCUAUCUAUUCGAACUCAUACGAUAUGUUCAUGCGGGGCGAAGAAAUUCUGUCUGGCGCACAGCGCAUACACGACCCAGAGUACUUAAUUGAACGUGCAAAGCACCAUGGCAUUGAUAUUUCAAAAAUUGCGGCUUAUAUUGAAUCGUUCCGAUAUGGCUGCCCACCUCAUGCUGGCGGUGGCAUCGGUAUGGAACGCGUCGUCAUGUUAUAUCUGGGAUUGGACAACAUUCGGAAAACAUCAAUGUUCCCACGUGAUCCCAAACGGCUAACACCUUAAACAUUGAGCCUUUAAUUGAAAAUAAUUGAAUACAAUUCGAACUUUUAA
Scaptodrosophila lebanonensis is the source of this 1857-nucleotide messenger RNA. RefSeq names its product aspartate--tRNA ligase, cytoplasmic (gene AspRS). Gene Ontology annotation, biological process: aspartyl-tRNA aminoacylation. The coding region runs from base 208 to 1809 and encodes 533 amino acids. Gene Ontology annotation, cellular component: cytoplasm; aminoacyl-tRNA synthetase multienzyme complex; cytosol. Gene Ontology annotation, molecular function: ATP binding; RNA binding; aspartate-tRNA ligase activity. Lineage: Eukaryota; Metazoa; Arthropoda; Insecta; Diptera; Drosophilidae. The transcript has 5 exons. The record is from RefSeq and is a predicted model, not a curated record.